AUGCCUUCUAUCAAGCGUCAGGCUUCCGAUAGCUUCAGCCAACCGCAGUCUCUGGUAAAGAGACAAAAGUCCAGUUCAGAUCUCAACGACGAUCGCGCCCUAACAGUUGGUGCGAAGGGACAAGAUGGAACCCUUAUACCAGCAUCCUUGCGAACGAGUGCGCUGCCUGCACCUAUAAUGGAAAUGACAGGCAUGUGGUCCUUCACUUGGCAUUCCGGGGAAAUAUUUACCGUGCGUUUCGAUCCUACAGGUCAACAUAUCGCUUCAGGCUCUAUGGAUCGAUCUAUUAUGUUAUGGAAUACCUACGGAGAGUGUGACAACUAUGGUAUCAUGACGGGCCAUAAAGGGGCAGUUCUGGAUCUACAAUGGUCAAGAGACUCGAAAACGAUAUAUUCUGCUUCUGCAGACAUGACGGUUGCAAGUUGGGAUCUCGAGACUGGUCUUAGAAUACGCAAGCACGUUGGGCACGAAGAGAUCGUAAACUGCCUGGAUCUGAGCAGGAGGGGCCAAGAUCUACUCUUGAGCGGCAGCGACGAUGGCUGCAUUGGCAUAUGGGACCCGCGGCAGAAAGCGGCAGUCGACUAUAUCGAGACCGACUUUCCCAUCACUGCGGUCGCCAUGGCCGAACAGGGGCAUGAGAUAUACUCUGGCGGCAUUGACAACGACAUCAAGGUAUGGGAUGCUCGGAAGAUGGAGGUCACAUAUACGCUCAGCGGCCAUACCGACACCAUCACAUCUCUGGAGGUUUCGCCCGAUUCCCAAACUUUGCUAUCCAAUUCGCACGAUUCAACUGUGAGAACAUGGGACAUCCGACCUUUUGCACCAGUGGAUCGUGCCGUACGUACAUAUGAUGGUGCACCUGCUGGAUUCGAAAAGAACUUGAUAAGAGCAAGCUGGAACCCGAAAGGCGACAAAAUUUGCGCUGGAUCUGGUGACAGAACGGUCGUCGUAUGGGAUACCCUGUCAGCCAAACUGCUCUACAAAUUGCCGGGGCACAAGGGUACGGUGAAUGAUGUACGGUUCUCACCUACAGAGGACUCGAUCAUUGUAUCGUGCUCAACUGAUCGAAAUCUCAUACUGGGUGAACUCGGUAGAUGA
Messenger RNA from Exophiala spinifera, 1098 nucleotides. RefSeq lists its product as uncharacterized. Gene Ontology annotation, molecular function: RNA binding; protein binding. The transcript is spliced from 5 exons. The coding region runs from base 1 to 1098 and encodes 365 amino acids. The record is from RefSeq and is a predicted model, not a curated record. Lineage: Eukaryota; Fungi; Ascomycota; Eurotiomycetes; Chaetothyriales; Herpotrichiellaceae. Gene Ontology annotation, cellular component: catalytic step 2 spliceosome.